AUGGAAGUAUUAGUAAAAUAAUUAAUAAUACUUGCCUUAAAUUAUUCAUUUGGAGAAUAUUAAUAAUUAUAAAUAUAAAUUAAUAUGGACAACACUUAGAUCACUAAUUCUUCUAUUCUUACUCUAAAAAGAGAAAUGUUUAGGAGCAAACUAAGAAGGGAUAUGUUGGAGAAAAGGUUUAAAUACAAAAGAGCAAUGAAAAUAAAAGCUGUCUGUGAUUAGAUAGAGAAACUAUAGGAAGCUAAUAAUAUGAAAAAUGACUCAUGUUCAGAGCACAAUUAGAUCUCUGAAGAAAGUGCAGAUUACUUUGCAGUGUUUUAAAUUGGCAGAGGAAGCAAAAGACAAAUAUUGACCUACAAAAUUUUAAAAUCAAUGAAAUUUUACAUAUAGAAAAAUAAUACCUAUUAGAAUUAAAUGUAUAAAGUGUUUAACUUCUGUACAGAACAGCUUUUGAAUCCUCAACAAGAAAAUGCAGAAUAUUUACCUUUGCUUGCAGAGAUAAUAUUUUUAUUAUAAAAUUAUUCAAAUAUAAUUGAGCCAUAACCCUUCGUUGUGCUACUCAGAGCUUUCGUUAGACAUCAGGAAUACAAAUCGCUAAUUUUGCAAUAUCCAAAUUUAAUUGAACAGCUUGAAGAAUUUUGUUAAGAGAGAGUGGAUAAUAAUAAUUUGAUAAAAUUAUUAUGUGAGAAAAUCACUUAUGCCAACCUGAAGAUGAUAUCAUUUUUAUUUAAUACUCUCAAAAAUAAGGAUGUUCUAUAGUUAUUUGAAUUGUAUGGUUUGAAGUAAGUAUUAAUAAAAAAUGUAAAUAAUGAAAACUAUGGAAAAUUGAUAAAUAAGAUCCUUUUCACGACUGGUUGGAUAGAUGAAUAAAAUGAAUCAGAGAAUUAAAGUUAUUAAAUUUUUGCGGACGUAUAUAACGUUUUUUGAUUAAAAUAACAUUGCUCAUCAUAUUCGAUACAUAUAUUAUAAUUCUAAA
Paramecium tetraurelia is the source of this 976-nucleotide messenger RNA. RefSeq lists its product as uncharacterized. The record is from RefSeq and is a predicted model, not a curated record. The transcript has 4 exons. Lineage: Eukaryota; Ciliophora; Oligohymenophorea; Peniculida; Parameciidae.